GCAUAAAAGGCGCCAGGUGAGGGCCUCGCCACUCCUCUUGCCGACUGCAGCCACUCCGACCGGUGUCGCCCGCGUCCUCCUUCGCCAUGACUUCCUACAGCCUUCGCCAGUCGUCGGCCACCUCGUCCUUCGGGGGUCUGGGCAGCGGCUCCAUGCGCUUCGGGGCGGGAGGCGCCUUCCGCGCGCCCAGCAUCCACGGCGGCUCGGGUGGCCGCGGCGUGUCGGUGUCCUCCGCCCGCUUCGUGUCCUCGUCCUCCUCCGGGGGCUACGGCGGCGGCUAUGCGGGCGCCCUGGCCGGCUCCGACGGGCUGCUGGCGGGCAACGAGAAGGUCACCAUGCAGAACCUCAACGACCGCCUGGCCUCCUACCUGGAGAAGGUGCGCGCCCUGGAGGAGGCCAACGACGACUUGGAGGGGAAGAUCCGCGACUGGUACCAGAAGCAGGGGCCCGGGCCCGCCCGCGACUACAGCCACUACUUCAAGACCAUCGAGGACCUGCGGGGCCAGAUUCUUGGUGCCACCAUUGAGAAUUCCAGGAUAGUCCUGCAGAUCGACAACGCCCGUUUGGCUGCAGAUGACUUUCGAACCAAGUUUGAGACGGAGCACGCCCUGCGAGUGAGCGUGGAGGCCGACAUCAACGGCCUGCGCAGGUUGCUGGAUGAGCUGACUCUGGCCAGGACUGACCUGGAGAUGCAGAUCGAGGGUCUGAAGGAGGAGCUGGCCUACCUCCGGAAGAACCACGAGGAGGAAAUCAGUGUCCUGAAGGGCCAGGUGGGAGGUCAGGUCAACGUGGAGGUAGACUCCGCUCCGGGCAUCGACCUAGCCAAGAUCCUGAGCGACAUGAGAAGCCAACAUGAGGUCAUGGCUGAGAAGAACCGGAAGGAUGCUGAGGCCUGGUUCACCAGCCAGACCGAGGAGCUGAACAGGGAGGUCGCUGGCCACACGGAGCAGCUGCAGAUCAGCAAGACGGAGGUCACCGACCUGCGGCGUACCCUCCAGGGUCUGGAGAUCGAGCUGCAGUCUCAGCUCAGCAUGAAAGCUGCCCUGGAAGACACGCUGGCCGAAACGGAGGCUCGCUUCGGAGCCCAGCUGGCGCAUAUCCAGGCGCUGAUCAGUGGUGUCGAAGCCCAGCUGAGCAAUGUGCGUGCCGACACCGAGCGGCAGAACCAGGAGUACCAGCACCUCAUGGACAUCAAGUCCCGGCUGGAGCAGGAGAUCGCCACCUACCGAAGCCUGCUGGAGGGCCAGGACGCCUUCUCCAACAACCUGCCCACCCCGAAGGUCCUCUGAGUCUGGCAGACUCCUGGCCUUCCUACCCUGCUGCAGAGGGAUUCCCCUGGGUAGGGGCAUGGGAGGGGAGGGACCCUUAUCCCUGGCUCUCCCCCUGACCUUCCAAUAAAACUUUAUGGCCCAGGGGAGGAAGGAC
This is a messenger RNA of Balaenoptera musculus (blue whale), 1425 nucleotides long. It is a transcript of the gene KRT19, whose product is annotated as keratin 19. NCBI's taxonomy places the organism in Eukaryota, Metazoa, Chordata, Mammalia, Artiodactyla, Balaenopteridae. The transcript is spliced from 6 exons. The coding region runs from base 87 to 1289 and encodes 400 amino acids. Gene Ontology annotation, molecular function: structural molecule activity. The record is from RefSeq and is a predicted model, not a curated record.